AAGGAGGCAAAUUGGAAAAUCAAAAUUCGAAGCCGUUUCUUCUCUGCAAGCGUUUCCAUGGCGAGAAUCAAGCACGUUCCUGCUGCUCGUAGAACCGCUCGAAAGAAAGCACCAACCGCAGCAGCACCAUCCACAUCUGCAACACCACAACAAACCCAAUCACCUGGUCGUCGAGAGAGGAGUAGAGAACAACAACGGGAACCGCAGUCACCUGGGACUCAGGGGAAGAAGAAGAGGCGCAAUAGGCCGGGAACGGUGGCGCUUCGUGAGAUCAGGCGUUAUCAGAAGAGUGUAGACUUGCUUAUCCCUGCUGCCCCCUUUCUGAGAUUGGUUAGAGAGACUACACGUCAGUUAUCUUUUGAGGUUUCUCGCUGGACAGCUGAAGCUGUGGUGGCUCUGCAGGAGGCAGCGGAGGACUAUCUUGUUACUAUGUUUGAAGAUGGAAUGCUCUGCGCAAUUCAUGCAAAGCGCGUUACCCUUAUGAAAAAGGAUAUUGAGUUGGCCCGUCGGCUUCGAGGAAUAGGAAGGCCUUGGUGAGGACAAGAUGCCAGUAUUGAACGCCAUUGCUGCUCUCGUGUUACGUAAAAACUUGACUCAGUACAGACUAGAGGGUUUCAAAGAAGCCAUUGCUGCUUGUAAACCCAGAACUCGUAUAUUGCUGUGAUUAUUUAGUCAUUUAAAGUAGGAACUAGGCUAACUCGUGUAUUGCCAAUGACCAAUUAAUAUCUUCAUAGGUGAUUUGUUGUAACCAAUCAUUGUUGAAAAGUUGUUUGCUACUGAGGCUGACUUCAAAUUUGGCGAGCUAUGUACUAGUUUACGGUUUACCAUUAUCUUAGUGAAAUAUUUCAAGAUUAUUGUCA
Lotus japonicus is the source of this 860-nucleotide messenger RNA. Its product is annotated as histone H3-like centromeric protein CENH3. Gene Ontology annotation, molecular function: DNA binding; structural constituent of chromatin; protein heterodimerization activity. The coding region runs from base 58 to 537 and encodes 159 amino acids. The record is from RefSeq and is a predicted model, not a curated record. The transcript has 7 exons. NCBI's taxonomy places the organism in Eukaryota, Viridiplantae, Streptophyta, Magnoliopsida, Fabales, Fabaceae. Gene Ontology annotation, cellular component: nucleosome.